AUGCCCCCCCCGAAGGGCCCGAAGGGCGUGCCCGCGUACAGGAAUCCGCACCAGGAGAAGCUCGGGGUUUUCUCGUACCCCGGAAGCAUCGAAGUCGGCGCGGAGUACGUGGACGUCUCCGGAGAGCGCCCGGACCGAUGGAACGGCACGCAGAUGACCGGCGGGAUGAACUACCCCACGAACCCGGAGGGCCUCAUCGAGAAGACGCUCCUGCGCCUGAGCGAGGGCGAGCCGUACGUGGAUCCGGGAAAGCACGAGCGCGAGCACGCGCUCGCGCAGGAGAAAAAGCGCACGGGCAAAGGCUGGUUCCCGCCCGCGCUCGAGAUGCCGAUCGAGCACCACGAGUACCUCCCGGACGGCGAGCGGCCCGAGCCGAAGCCGCCCAAGGCGGUCAAGGGCACGCCGCAGUACCUGCGCGACCGCGGCGUGAAGACCGCGCCGAGCAAGCGAGGGUGCGUCGGCACGCCGAAGAUCACCAUCGCGCCGGCGUUUGAGUCCAUGCCGGACGAAUACCAGCCCGCGAGGGAGCUCGAUCGAGACGCGAAGGAGAAGGCGAGGGAGAAGAUCGAGAAGCCGUUCAAGGGGCGGACCGCGCAGAUCGGGAACAACUGCUCGGGGUUGUUCGACGAGAACAUUUACGCGUACGAGCCGGGCGAUCACGCCGAGCCGGAGAAGAAGAGGGUCGUCGUCGACGACGUCGACCGCCCCAAGCCGUUCAAGCCCGCGAGUAAAGGCGGGCGCGGCGGGCCGGAGAUCCAGGAGUACGUUCCGGACCCGUGGGACCUGAAGGAUAAGGCGCGGCGGGAGAAGAUCCGAGCGGACAGGCUCAAGUGCGGCGUCGGGUUUAAGCCCGCGGGCGGCGGCGUCAAGUCGCUGCCGGUGACGGUGGGGAGCGUUUACGACGUCACCGGGCCGGCGCCGGUGUCGCUGCGCGCGGGGAUGAUUUGGAGAUAGACGAUGAUGAAACGUCACCGUCGUCGUCUCUUGUACAUGCAUGUAAAAACACAGCACCCUCACGACG
Micromonas pusilla CCMP1545 is the source of this 1021-nucleotide messenger RNA. RefSeq lists its product as uncharacterized. The record is from RefSeq and is a predicted model, not a curated record. Lineage: Eukaryota; Viridiplantae; Chlorophyta; Mamiellophyceae; Mamiellales; Mamiellaceae. The coding region runs from base 1 to 954 and encodes 317 amino acids. The transcript is spliced from 3 exons.